Molecule: messenger RNA, 1988 nt
Organism: Drosophila simulans
Lineage: Eukaryota; Metazoa; Arthropoda; Insecta; Diptera; Drosophilidae
Gene: P5CDh2
Product: delta-1-pyrroline-5-carboxylate dehydrogenase, mitochondrial
Exons: 3
Coding region: 63-1904 (613 amino acids)
Cellular component (GO): mitochondrial matrix
Molecular function (GO): L-glutamate gamma-semialdehyde dehydrogenase (NAD+) activity
Source: RefSeq, a predicted model, not a curated record
UUCCUCAUUAGAUCUGGUGAAAAUACUCGGGUGGAAAUAGGGCAGUCCUACCUUCACGAAAUAUGAUGUCCAAGGUGGCUCAUGGCAUUGUUUCAAAUAUGCGGUCAGUACUUCCGAGGCUCGAGGCUUCAGUAAAAGGCGGCCUCGUGCCUGUUAGAAGUACCAGCAAGAGACCCGAGCUAUCUGAGCACUUUACGCUGGAUGAGAUGGUGGCCAACGAGAAGCUGCUUCAGUAUGACGAGGGCUCAAAGGAACGCACCGAACUGGAAACCGCCCUGCUGGGCGUCCUCAAUAGGGUAGAGCACGUUCCCAUCGUUAUUAACGGACAGGAGUUCCAGGCCAAGGAGGACUUCCAACAGGUUCUGCCCUACGAUAUCCAACAGCCCAUUGCUCAUUACGGCCAUGCCCACCGCGUGCUCAUCCAAAUGGCCAUCGAUAAGAGCGUGGAGGCGCAGGUGAAGUGGGACAAGGUCAGGCUUAGUGAUCGGAUUGAUAUUUGGGAGCGGGCAGCGAUGCUGAUUGCCGGAAGAUACCGCUAUAACAUCAUUGCGGCCACGAUGUUGGGCCAGGGGAAAACGCUGCGACAGGCAGAGAUGGAUGUGGCCGAGCUGGUGGACUUUAUGCGCAUUAAUCCCGUCUUCCUGCGUGAGCUGGCCAACUAUGAACCCAUUAGAGGAGACACCCAACAAAAAUGCAGGAAUUCCAUGCGGUUAAGAGGACUUUCAGGAUUUGUGGCUGCCAUCAGUCCGUUUAACUUUACGGGUAUCGCCGCCAAUCUGGCCUAUACGCCCGCCUUGAUGGGCAACUCGGUGCUCUGGAAGCCCUCCGACUCGGCCAUUCUGUCCAACUAUUUUGUUUUCAAGGCCCUGCGGGAAGCUGGAGUGCCCGAUGGUGUGGUGAACUUUGUGCCCGCCGAGGAGACAACGUUUGCAUCCGUAGUAACGCAACAUCCGAAAUUGGCGGGGAUUAACUUCACUGGUACCUCAACGGUGCUCAAGGUGCUCUGGCAACUGGUGGCCCAGAAUAUCAACUUCUACCAGAACUAUCCCCGUUUGGUGGGCGAGGGAGGCGGCAAGAAUUUCCACUUCGUGCACUCCUCGGCGGAACCGGAAACGGCGGUGGCCUGUACGAUAAGAGCUGCCUUUGAGUACGCCGGUCAGAAGUGCUCCUCCUGCUCGAUGUUGUACGUUCCGGAAUCCCUGUGGAAGAAUCACAUACGAGAACCUCUUCUUGGGAUCACUGCAUCUCUGGUCGUGCGACAAGAUGCCACAUACUGCGAUAGCUUCUGCUCGGCGGUGAUCAACCGACGGGCCUACGAUCGCAUCUACAUGUGGCUAAGGUACAUCGACCAGAGUCCCAGUUGUCAGGUACUCGUUGGAGGAAGCUGCGACAAGCAACGUGGCUAUUACGUAGAUCCAACGGUGGUGCUGGUCAAGGAUCUGGACAAUAUCAUAUGUCGGGAAGAGCUGCUGGCACCCAUCCUCGGUGUCUAUGUCUAUCCAGAUCAUAAGCUCAAGGAGACUAUGGAUAAGGUGGCCCAGAUUAAUCAUGGAUUAACAGGUUCGGUGUUUGCCCAGGAUCAGAACUUCAUCGAGGAAGCAUACGAUGCCUUCAGAGUCAAUGUGGGCAACUUAAAUGUGAAUGACAAGUCCACUGGAUUGAUGGUGGGUCAGCAGCCUUUUGGAGCGGGCCACAUGACCGGCACCAGUGAUAAGUUGGGCACUCCUCACUCCCUGCUGCGAUGGACAUCGCCCCAGGUGAUUAAAGAGUCUUACAAGACACACAGGAACAUCUUUUAUCCCUAUAUGCAAAUGAAUGAUCAGGAGCAGGAAUUCGCACAAAGUGAUAUGGUCUCCCAGGAUGAAUCCUCCUUUGGGCAAUUCAACAGUGACGGACGGCAAUAAGGUGGUAUAGGAAAAUCGAAGACCUUUGUAUUAUGAUCAAAAUUUCUGUGGCAAUAAAUAUGAAAAUAGUGAAUAGUGUAAUAA